AUGUGCUUCGAAGACGACGGGCCUUCACUUUCAAUGUCCUUCACUCGUCUGCUCAGUACUCUCUCGCUUGUCCUGGUCGUCUCCGCUGGCAAUCUUGUCCAGUACGAGCAACGUAAAAGUGCUCCCGUUGGCUUCACCAGCAAAGGACCAGCUGGCGACGACCACCCGCUCACUCUUAGCUUUGGGUUAGCGUCAAACAAUAUCGCAGGUCUGCACGAGAAACUUGCAUCCAUAUCCAAGCCCGGAAAUCCCGACUUUCGAAAAUGGCUCAGCGCAGACGAGGUCAAAUCUUUCGUCGCGCCGUCCGAUGAAGCAGUGAAGGCAUUCAACUCAUUCGCGUCAGCAAAUGGACUCAAGACCACUUCUACUUCACCAUUCGGGGAGUGGGUGACCGUCUCGUUACCAGUGGCGAAAGCCAACAAACUGUUCGGCGCCAAAUACACCAACUUCACACACGCAGACGUUCCUGAACCAAUAAUGCGAACGCUCUCAAUGUCGCUGCCUUCAGAACUUGUCGGUCAUAUUGACGUUGUUCAUCCCAGCACGGCUUUCACAGUACCAAACACGCGCCCUCGAAAGUCCAUUCAAUUUGAUGGUGCACCCAAGCGCGAGGCCACAGCGCCUGAAAGCUGCAACGUCAAUGACAGCAACCCUGGAAAUGUUCUCACUCCGGCCUGCCUCCAAGCCCUGUACAACAUUCCAACCACCCCAGCGACGCAAGAGAACAAUCCUCUUCUUGUAACCGGGUACGCCAACGAAUGGGCCCAAAUAAACGACUUGCAGUCGUUUAUGAAAGAAUUCCGCCCUGAUUACCCUGCUGGCGCUAACCAGACUUUCCUUCGUCUCGCGAUCGACGGUGGAACCAACCCGCAAUGGCCUGGCGCUGCCGGGAUCGAAGCUCAACUCGAUGUUGAGUAUGCUGCUGGUAUUGCUACUGGUGUUCCCCUGCAUUUCCUCACCGUGGGUGGGUGGGAUUUCUCGAAAGCUUUGUUCGACACCACAGCCUACGUGGCCAGCAGUCCUGUGCCUCCGACGGUCAUGACCACAUCUUAUGGUGACCAGGAGGCGAAUUUCGGACCCGCAUUGGCCACUAAAAUCUGCGAUGGCUAUGCUGCUGCAUCUGCGCGAGGCGUUUCAAUUCUCUUUGCCUCUGGAGACGGUGGUGUGAAUGGGAAUCACGACAGUGGCUUUAACUGCGGGCUCUUCGUCUCUGUUUUCCCUGCCUCCUGUCCAUAUGUGACCACUGUCGGCUCAACCAUCGGCUUCGGCCCUGAGAUUGCGGUCAACUUCACUGGUGGUGGCUUCUCCGAAGUCUUCCCUCAGCCCUCGUAUCAAACUGCCGCUGUCGAUGCCUUCCUCAAGACCAUCCCUGAUGAUUUCCCCAAGUUCAACCGUGCCGGACGAGGCUACCCUGACAUUUCUCUCCAAGGCUGGAACUAUUUGAUAACGGCCAACGAAGAAGUUGGCGCUGUCAGCGGGACCUCUGCUUCCUCGCCGACCGUUGCUGCGAUGAUUUCUCUAGUCAACGACAAGUUGCUUGCGGCCGGCAAACCCGUGCUCGGCUUCCUCAACCCCUUCAUCUACGCGAAUCUCUCUGUCUUCAACGAUGUUGUUACUGGCCACAACUCAGGCUGGCGGUGUCCUGCGACAACAGCUGCUUUUGAUGCAGCGGAAGGCUGGGAUCCCUUAAGCGGUGUUGGCACCCCCGAUUAUGAACGGCUGCUGGCUGCUGCAUUAGCUGGAUGA
Mycena indigotica is the source of this 1746-nucleotide messenger RNA. RefSeq names its product Family S53 protease-like protein. The record is from RefSeq and is a predicted model, not a curated record. NCBI's taxonomy places the organism in Eukaryota, Fungi, Basidiomycota, Agaricomycetes, Agaricales, Mycenaceae. The coding region runs from base 1 to 1746 and encodes 581 amino acids. Gene Ontology annotation, molecular function: tripeptidyl-peptidase activity; serine-type endopeptidase activity. Gene Ontology annotation, biological process: proteolysis. The transcript has 11 exons.